CUACAGUUUACCGAUGUACAGUAACAGUUCAACUCGCUCGUUUCCCGUAAUCCCAGAGAAACACUGCCGCAACAUUCUCUAUCCGCAGAGCCAUACCACCACAAAUGCUGCAAAGAUGGACUUCAAAUCUCUCAUGGCUGCACAGAUAGCCAAAGCCAAACCGGCCGCAUCACCAUCACCACCACCACAAUCCUCUCCCUCUCCAACCCCAGACGCCUCCACCACAACCACGAAAUACGUGCGGCGCGCCGAACUCGAAGCAGCCCGUCAAGCCGCCUACGCCGCGGAACAAGCCCGAAUCGAAGCGGAGCGCGCAGAGCGGGCGGCAAAGAAACGGAAACUCGAAGAAGAAGAAGCAGAACGCAAAGCGAUCCGCGAAGAGAAACGAAGAAAACUAGCAGAAGAAUCACGCCGGCGACGAGAAGAACAAGAACGCGAAGAGGAGCGCAAACGCAGGAAACGACUCGGUCUACCUGACCUGCCACCACCUAACACCAACAACCAUGACCAACAACCAUCUUCCUCUACAACAGACCAACCUUCCGCAUCAGCAGCCGCCGUCGACGGAGACCAAGAAGACAUCCCCGACGACGAACUACGACAGAAACUACGAGACCUCAACGAACCCGCAACCCUAUUCGACGAAACACACUCUGCCCGACUCCAGCGGUAUCGUCGCCGGCUGAAAGCCUCACAGAUGGCUGUGGCAACCAAACCAAAAAUCACAGACGGCCCGAUCCCAACGACGCUCGAACCCGUCCCCGAAAAGGACAUGCUUCUACCAUCGUCAUCAACACUCCCUGCUCCAAACACACCCGAGCACGAGUUCCUAUACCGCCAACUAGCAUCGUGGUUCACACUCGUAUUGACAGAAUGGUCCAUCGCGCUGUCUCAACGAGACGCCGCCGUGCGCGCCUCGUCGUCCGGCAAAGCCGCAUCCAGCAGUUACCAACAAGUCCUGAAAGACUUGACACCCUUAUUUCGACGGUUCGAGCGCCGCGACUUGGAACCCGAUCUCCUCGAACCGAUCUGCCAGAUCGUCCGGGCCGCCCAACGUCGACGCUACGUCGAGGCCAACGAUGCGUAUUUGACUUUAUCGAUUGGCAAAGCCGCAUGGCCAAUCGGUGUCACCAUGGUCGGCAUUCAUGAGCGUUCUGCACGCGAGAAACUCCAUGCCAGUAGUGCCGGGAAACAGGCGCAUAUCUUGUCCGAUGAGGUCACGAGGAAGUUUCUGCAGAGUAUUAAGCGGUGUUUGAGCUUUGCUCAGACGAGAUGGCCGCCGGAGGAUUUGGCUCAGUUGAUGGGUUAAGGAAAAAAAAAUUAAAAACAGAUAUAAUGGAUUACGACGAGGAUCCAAUCAAUCAGUCAAUCAAUCGGAUCUAUCGACCGACCGACCCAUGUUUUGUGCCUGGCUGUUGUUACUACUGACCUCACUCAGCCUUUGUUCCUCCCUGAGUUAAGGUAUGGCCAAAAAAACCUCCCCGGGGACAGCUCAAUUCAAUCGCCCGAGGAUCCACGUGUUCGUCCAUCGACCAUCACCAUCAGGUACUAGUACUUCACGUACCCUGUACAAUGUACGCCCGUCAAUCAUGCAUUUCCCCAGACAUGUUAUGUGCACCUACCUACCCACGUGUCUUGUCUGUGUACAGUACCUCGUGCUCCAUAUCAGGCACUGACAUGGUACUUGUCGCCCCAUACUAGGUCUUCUCCAUUUCUAUCCCCA
This is a messenger RNA of Exophiala dermatitidis NIH/UT8656, 1723 nucleotides long. RefSeq lists its product as uncharacterized. Gene Ontology annotation, cellular component: U2-type post-spliceosomal complex; U4/U6 x U5 tri-snRNP complex; U5 snRNP. Lineage: Eukaryota; Fungi; Ascomycota; Eurotiomycetes; Chaetothyriales; Herpotrichiellaceae. The transcript has a single exon. The record is from RefSeq and is a predicted model, not a curated record. Gene Ontology annotation, biological process: generation of catalytic spliceosome for second transesterification step; RNA splicing. The coding region runs from base 14 to 1309 and encodes 431 amino acids.